Messenger RNA from Solanum verrucosum, 435 nucleotides. Its product is annotated as expansin-A6-like. The transcript has 3 exons. NCBI's taxonomy places the organism in Eukaryota, Viridiplantae, Streptophyta, Magnoliopsida, Solanales, Solanaceae. The record is from RefSeq and is a predicted model, not a curated record. The coding region runs from base 1 to 435 and encodes 144 amino acids. Gene Ontology annotation, cellular component: extracellular region. Gene Ontology annotation, biological process: plant-type cell wall organization.
AUGUAUUGGGGAGCUACCAUUACCCAUAUCCUUGAAACUACAUGUCCCAAAAAGGCAACUGAAUCCAACUAUAUACGAAGAUGUAUAUUCAACUCGCCAGAAAUUUUUGAUUUCUACACUAACUUUUGUCCUCCAAAUUAUACAUUGCCUAAUGAUAAUGGUGGUUGGUGUAAUCCACAUCGUACUCAUUUUGAUCUCGCCAUGCCUAUGUUCCUCAAGAUCGCUGAGUAUCGUGCUGGUAUCGUCCCUGUUAUUUAUCUUAGGGUGCCAUGUAGGAAGCAAGGUGGAAUAAGGUUCACUAUCAAUGGUUUUAGUUACUUCAACUUGGUUUUAGUCACGAAUAUCGUGGGUGCAGGUGACAUUACAAAGGUUAUUGUGAAGGGUACGAGGACUAACUGGAUAACGUUGAGUCGUAUUUGGGGUCAGAGCUGGUAA